Molecule: messenger RNA, 2765 nt
Organism: Rhinopithecus roxellana (golden snub-nosed monkey)
Lineage: Eukaryota; Metazoa; Chordata; Mammalia; Primates; Cercopithecidae
Gene: RNLS
Product: renalase, FAD dependent amine oxidase
Exons: 7
Coding region: 697-1644 (315 amino acids)
Cellular component (GO): extracellular region
Molecular function (GO): oxidoreductase activity, acting on NAD(P)H
Source: RefSeq, a predicted model, not a curated record
UUGGAAUUUUCUGAUGAAUCAACCGUUGUCUUUAAUCUUCACAAGUUUGAAAGGUAUACGUUAUUGUUCCCAUUUCCCAGACGGAGAAAUUGAGGUUCAGGAAGGUUACACAAAGUCCCGAGUCUAAGAAAAAUGUCUCCCAGAUUCCAAAAGAUGUUUCUAUUUUGCUAAUAGUGGCCGUUCAAGCAUUAGAGGAAAGGUUGCCCGUGGUAUCGCUGGUGUUGCUUCUUCCCACUUUCAAAUCUAGAAUAGUAAAAUUGCAAAAAUCCCAACAGGCAUGAGAGUUAUCGCAGUAGAUAGGGUAGGUUGGUUCUCUGUUGUGGUCAAAGUCAGCUCUGUGGCGAGGCGGGUUCUCCCAACAAUAGCCCACACCAUUUCCAAGCUUUUCUGGGCGACGUGCAGCCCGGAGUGUGGAACUUCUCUGGAUGCGCCCGGCCCCCAAAGCGAGGAGACAGACAGCCCCGAUUCUCCGCAGCCCCAGGUUUACUCGUCAAGGACCGAGGGGCCUCUGAGCUCCGACCGCCUCCUCUCCGCCCCCUGCAGGCCGGCCGGAGGGACAGCUCAGGGCACAGGUCGGCGAAGGGAGCACGGAACCAAAGAGCGCUAGCGCCGGUCCGGCCGCCUUUCCACAAAGUCCGGGCCGGGCCGGUCCGCCCCGCCGCGGAGACUCAGGACUGAUCGCGGCUCCCUAUCGCCAUGGCGCGGGUGCUGAUCGUGGGCGCCGGGGUGACAGGAAGCUUGUGCGCUGCGCUGCUGAGGAGGCGGACUUCCCGUCCCUUGUACCUUGCUGUGUGGGACAAGGCUGAGGACUCAGGUGGAAGAAUGACUACAGCCAGCAGUCCUCAUAAUCCUCAGUGCACAGCUGACUUGGGUGCUCAGUACAUCACCUGUACUCCUCAUUAUGCCAAAAAACACCAACGUUUUUAUGAUGAACUGUUAGCCCAUGGCAUUUUGAGGCCUCUAACCUCGCCUAUUGAAGGAAUGGUGAUGAAAGACGGAGACUGUAACUUUGUGGCACCUCAAGGAAUUUCUUCAAUUAUUAAGCAUUACUUGAAAGAAUCAGGUGCAGAAGUAUACUUCAGACAUCGUGUGACACAGAUCAAUCUAAGAAAUGACAAAUGGGAAGUAUCCAAACAAACAGGCUCCCCCGAGCAGUUUGAUCUUAUUGUACUCACAAUGCCAGUUCCUCAGAUUCUGCAGCUUCAAGGUGACAUCACCAACUUAAUUAGUGAAUGCCAAAGGCAGCAACUGGAGGCUGUGAGCUACUCCUCUCGAUAUGCUCUGGGCCUCUUUUAUGAAGCUGGCACGAAGAUUGAUGUCCCUUGGGCUGGGCAGUACAUCACCAGUAAUCCCUGCAUACGCUUCGUCUCCAUUGAUAAUAAGAAGCGCAAUAUAGAGUCAUCAGAAAUUGGGCCUUCCCUCGUGAUUCACACCACUGUCCCAUUUGGAGUUACAUACUUGGAACACAGCAUUGAGGAUGUGCAGGAGUUAAUCUUCCAGCAGCUGGAAAACAUUUUGCCAGGUUUGCCUCAGCCAAUUGCUACCAAAUGCCAAAAAUGGAGACAUUCACAGGUACCAAGUCCUAAUAUGAUUCUAGGAUGUGGGAAGAGCCCCUGGAUGACGGCCACUGGAUUUCCCAUAUGACUUCCUGGAAAUUAGAGCACACAGUCAGGUUUUAUUUGAUUUUUUUUUUUAAAGGAACCACAGGAUACCACUUCACAGCUUUUAGGAUAGCUAUUAUUUAAAAGCAAACCAAAAAGCAAACAGAAGAUAAAUGUUGGCAAGGAUGUGGAGAUAUUGGAUUCCCUUGUGCAGUGCUGGUGGGAAUGUAAAAUGAUGUAGCUACUAUGGAAAAUGAUAUAGCAAUUUCUUUAAAAAUGAAAUAUAGAAUUGUCAUAUGAUCCGCAAUUCCACAUCUGGAUGUGUAUCUAUCCAAAAGAAGUGAAAGUAGGGACUUGAACUGACAUUUGUACACCAAUGUUCAUAGCAGCUUUAUUCACAACAGCCAAAAGGUAGAAGCAAUGCCAGUGUCCAUGGAUAGAUGAGUAGAUAAAUAAAAUGUGGUAUAAACAUACAAUGGACUAUUAUUUAGCCUUAAAAGGGAAGGAAAUUCUGAUGUGCUGCAAUAUGGAUAAAACAUAAAGUCAUUAUGCAAAGUGAAAUAAGCCUAUCACAAAAAAAAAAUUACAUAAUUCCACUUAUAUGAGAAAUCUAGAGCAGUCAGCUUCAUAGAGACAGAAAAUAGAAUGGUGGUUGCCAAGGGCUGGGAGAAGGGGGCAAUGGAGAGUGAAUGUCUAGUGGGUCAGAGUUUUAGUUUGGGAAAGUAAAAAGUUCUGGAGAUGGAUGAUGGUGAUGGGUGCUCAACAGUGUGAAUGUACUUAAUGCCACAGAACUGCACAUUUAAAUAUGGUUAAAAUCAUCACUUUUAUGUUAUGUAUAUUACCACAAUAAAUAAAGAAGUUGAUAUUUCUUAUACUUACAAAGAGGAGAAGGGCAUUUGCAAAUCAACAAGAAGCAUGAGGCCCCUCUCUCUAGCAGAAAAAUAGACUCAAUCUAUUUCUUUUUCUUUUAACAUCCUGUUUAAUGGAAACGCCAAAACAAAUGGGAAAAAAUACACACACACAAAUAUAUAUGAACAUGUUUUGCCUCAUGAGUAAUCAAAAUGUGUACAUAUGUAUGUUUAUGUAUGUGCAUUUAUAUUUAAAAUCAUGUUCUGUCUUAUGAGUAAACAAAAAGUAUACAAAUUCAAAACUAUAAUGAAAUGU